Messenger RNA from Pseudomyrmex gracilis, 1059 nucleotides. RefSeq names its product cytochrome c oxidase subunit 6b-3-like. The transcript has 2 exons. Bases 153 to 518 code for a protein of 121 amino acids. Gene Ontology annotation, cellular component: mitochondrion; respiratory chain complex IV. The record is from RefSeq and is a predicted model, not a curated record. NCBI's taxonomy places the organism in Eukaryota, Metazoa, Arthropoda, Insecta, Hymenoptera, Formicidae.
GUAAAUGACGUCGCAAACAAUUUAAAUGUACAUAUACGAAGUUUUGUUUAAAAAAAUUGAAAAAUGAUCAAUUAGAUAGCGUUUUUUCAAGACAUUUGUAAAGUACAACAGAAAAUUAUAAUAUCAAUAAUAUACGUACUUAACGAAAAAAGAUGGAAAACAAUUCGAAAGAAAAGAUAAUUAUUGCUGUGGAUAAGGAUCAUCCUUGUCUUAAGGAAAAAAAAGAUGUGGAACGAGAAAAGAGCGAAGAGAUGAGUUUGUGGUCUUCUGGCAGCGACCCAAGGUUUCAACAGCAAAAUCAGACACAGAGAUGCUUUGUGAUGUAUACUGAUUUUUAUCGCUGUGAGCACAUUCUAGGGAAAGAUACUCACGCGUGCAAAUGGUUCAAAGAUGUUUUCACAUCUGUAUGUCCAAGUUUCUGGGUGCAACAGUGGGACGAACUCAGACUCACAGGCCGUUUAGCUUGGCAUAAAUACAGAACUCAAGGUACUUUUCCCGGUAGCAAAUACGGCGAAUAAAUUUAAAUUUUGAAUAAAAUCCAAACAUUUUUGGUUAAUAUUGCAAGAAAUCACUUAAUAUAUUUUAAUCACCGUAUGUAAAAAACUUAUUUAAAAAUAUCAGUAACUGUUCCGCAAAGAAAAUUUGUAAAAGAAUUGUAGCAGGAAAAAGAGGGAAAUUUAUAGAGUAUAAUACACAUUCGAAGUAAAAAAAAAUAUAUCUUUUAUUAUAUACAGGUACAUUGAUUUUAUAUCAUAAUGUAACUUUUAUAUCGAAGUAUGAAAAAAAAAAAAAAAAAAAAACUGAUGUAAGUCGUCCAUUGAUGAUUUGUGUACGUUGCUGAUCUGUCUUCUCUUGCAGAACUCAACUCUCUUCUUACAGACAACGAAUUGCUCUGUUCUUUUUUUCCCACACUAUUAAUUGCUUGGAGUUUUUUUGACACUUUUUCUUACAAUAUUUGUAAAAAUUGUACACUCGCAGAAGAUGGUCUCUUUAUAGACCGAGAUAAUACCGUUUUUAAACUUUCAUAGUAGUAUAGCGCAAGUUAAAAAAAAAAAAAAA